Messenger RNA from Chondrus crispus (carragheen), 2810 nucleotides. RefSeq names its product WD40-repeat containing protein. Bases 1 to 2100 code for a protein of 699 amino acids. The transcript is spliced from 2 exons. NCBI's taxonomy places the organism in Eukaryota, Rhodophyta, Florideophyceae, Gigartinales, Gigartinaceae. Gene Ontology annotation, molecular function: ubiquitin binding. Gene Ontology annotation, biological process: protein deubiquitination; double-strand break repair via homologous recombination. The record is from RefSeq and is a predicted model, not a curated record.
AUGGUGGGCAGCGCCGCCUUCGCCGACCGGCUAGGCGCCACCUCUCGCCGCGACGAGCGCGUCUCCUACAUCCUGCGCGAGCCGGAGACGCGCCACCGCUUCGGCAUCUCCGCGCUCGUCUUCGCCAAGGACCAGCUGUUCACGGCCGGGCGCGACGGCACCGUGCGUUCCUGGGAGAUCCCCGCCCCGCCGUACCGCCGCCCCGCCGCGGACAUCCCCGUCGCUGGCGCCGUGCGCACCUUCGACGAGCACGUCGAUUGGGUCAACGACGUCGUGCUCGUCGACCAGUUCGAGCGCCUGGUCUCGUGCUCGUCGGACACCACGCUCAAGGUCUGGAAUAUGAACGACGCCCGCCGCAGCCUGCGCACCCUCGUCGAGCACACGGACUACGUCAAGGCCCUCGCCGUCGUCCCUAGCGGCGUGGCUAGCGGCUCGCUGGACGGCCGCGUGCUCGUGUGGGACCUCGUCACGGGGAGCCUGCGCCUGGAGUGCGGCGUGGACCUCGAGGAGGGACAGCAGAGGAACGGAUCCGUGUACUGCAUGUCCGCGUCGGUUGAGGGGAACGUUCUUGUCUCUGGGUCUACAGAUAAGACUAUAAGCGUGUGGGAUGUACGCACCGGCGAUCGCGUCGUCCAUCUGCGUGGGCAUAGCGACUCUGUCAGGUGCUUGACCAUGAAGCAUGACGGGCGCAUGAUGCUGUCCGGCGGCUCGGAUUCUACGGUCAAGCUCUGGGACCUCAGGCAGGAGCGCUGCGUUCGUUCGUUCGACUCGUACGCUGACAGUAGCGUGUGGGCUGUGGCUUCCAAUUAUGAGUUUGACUCAUUUGUGUCCGGGGGGAGGGAUGGCUCUGUGUGGCACACGGAUAUUGCCGCGGAUGUUGCAUCCUUGGUCGUCGAAGUCGCGGAUAGUGACGUCAGAAGUAACAUGGUGCUGGACGUCGCCUUGACGCCGUGUAAUUCUGCCGUAUGGGUUAGUACCACGGGGUCCACUGUGCGGCUAUGGCCUUUGCCUCAGGAGGCGACGGGGAGAAUGACGGAUAGCGACGAUGCCUCCAAUGCGGCCGGUGCCAACGUUCCGACUGUGCAAGAAAAGCCUGCAGAUCUUGAAGCGGAUAUAGCGUUGCAGCGCCCCGCAGAUGUUCAUACUGAUCGUCCCUUGUGUUUGAUCCCUGGGUUGCCGGGGAUUAUAGCGCAAAAGAUCAUGAAUGACCGGCGACACGUUCUGACGUGUGAUACUCAAGGAGAGUAUUGCAUUUGGGACAUUACGAGGGGCGUUCUUGAAAAAUCGCUGGGUAUCAUCGAAGAUAGGGACAUAGACGAGGUGGCAAAAUCUCAGGACAAGGAAGUGUGCAUCCCAAGCUGGUUUCAGGUGGACAUCAGGCUUGGGUCUCUGUCUGUUCGACUCGAUAAGAGUAAUGCAGCAAACGCUGAAAUCUAUGCCGUAGAUGCUGGUCUCGACGCCGACACAGAAGAAGUGAAAGUGAACAUUGGUGAACAUGUAGUCCGUGCGCUCUUCCGGAAAUGGCACGAAGAAUACAAGAAGCGUAUCUCCAAUGGAGAAGAGAGUAUGGACCUUCGCGCGCGAAGCCCGCCGACGAAUGCUCAGAAAAAUGCUGCUGAUCGCGCAAACAAUCUACCUCCCUACAGUUUACCUAGUCAUAUCCCUGUCAUUGUCACUGAAGACCAAUCACCAGUACCCAUUCUCCGGCGAGUAGUUGGCAGCUUUCAAGGAAACGAACAGGAAGUGAUGCCAGGGUGGGUCCUUGACCUGAUUCGUGACGGAAAAGGACAGGUUCGGGAGGCAGUCAAGGUGAGCUUUGGGUUGGAACCUGAAGACGGAACCGGACUGCCACUGCUGAAACCCACCACGUUGACUGCUCCUAGGGUACUCCGAGUGAAAAAGGUUGCGGCCUAUAUCGCGAGAGAAUUCAAGGAACAAAACACUGGCGUCAACGUAAACCAAGAACAUCUUGAAGUGCUAUGCAAUGGAAAAGUGCUUCCGUCGUAUAUGAGCUUGGCCGCGGUGAGGCAAUUUAGAUGGCGAUCGCCGGACGAUUUGAAACUGAGCUUCAGGUUGAAGCCGGGCGUACAGGCCGUCUAAUGUUUACAUUUUGUACCCACAACUUUCUGACCGAGAUGCAUGCUCAACUAAGCCGCGCGCCCUCAAUCCGUCCUGGCAUUUGAGGAGAGCAAGAGAAAGGCUCAAGCGAGUUCUCUGCGCUGAAAUCGAUUUCGACAUUUUGCUGUGCAGCUAGUUCAGCAGAACUACGAUACCAUGUAACGCAUGAUGUGAACUGUUCACUUUCGUCGAAAUUUGAAUUCGGCGGCUUCUGUCGCAUUAUUUGGGAUAAGGUCUGGUCUCUCGGCUUUCAAAAGGCGCAGAAAGUCAGCAUGUGACUCGAGACCGAGCCGAGAUAUCGCUACGCUUUUCUCCAAAGCAAGAUACGAACGAAUGAUCGUUUUCAAGGCAAUGGCUUUCAUAGGGUCAAUCGAAGAGCUCAUAAGUGUCUUUUGUCGAAUGCUGCCAGUCUUGAACAGGGAAAAGAAUUUUGUAGCAUCUCGAUGUAUGGUCGCGGUGACCGCGGCCAUGCCAAAAUUCACGUACUGUGACUUGUACAUUUUCGGUGUUAUGCGUUUCAUUAUUGUUGCGAGUUCAAGAUUGUCAACGGAAAACACGCCAAAAUAGAGAAGCGAAUAUCCAACAAACUCGUCUCUACGUGCAGUAGCAGGGGAAGCAGCUGCGUAGUCAGUGUAUAUAUCGGACACGAGUCGACUUUGGCACGCAAGAUAAAAGCUCAUGUUUCCCCCCAA